Messenger RNA from Saccostrea cuccullata (small rock oyster), 854 nucleotides. RefSeq lists its product as uncharacterized. The transcript is spliced from 5 exons. The coding region runs from base 95 to 415 and encodes 106 amino acids. The record is from RefSeq and is a predicted model, not a curated record. NCBI's taxonomy places the organism in Eukaryota, Metazoa, Mollusca, Bivalvia, Ostreida, Ostreidae.
GUAUUUUUGUGCCAGGUAAAUCCUCAAAUAAUCAAAAACUUCCUGUUUCUUUGUGUUUAGAUUUCCACUAAAUAACACCAAACCGAAACAGGACAUGUACUCUAGUAUGCAUGAAGCCUUGUUGCUCUCAGAGACGGAGGAACAAGCUGAAAAACAUUACGAAAGGACCAUUACAACCACACAGCCAGAGAGACAGUUUUCUCCCACUCCCAUUGUUGAACAGACAGACCGGAAGGAGACUGCUGAUUUGGCCUGGAUGUUUGGAAUCCUCAGCUGCUUUUGCUGUAAUAUAUUAUUAGGAAUCGGCGCCAUUUACUUUGCAAACGAGGCAACCAAUUUUUUCAAUGAACGGAAGAUUGUCAGUGGGAUUUCUCUUCGGAAAUGGUCGUACUUCUUAGUUUUCUCGCCUUUUUGACGGGAAUAGCGACUAUCGUCUUAGUGGUAUAUUUUGUACUGUAGCUGCCGUCAAAAGAGUGACAAGGAUACCCGAGAGUUUGUCUCUAGACUCUCCAUUCUACCUGGAUAAUUAAGAAUCCACAACAGAUUCAAAUAGCCUUCAUAAAAUAUAUUCACGCAUUUAUUUAAGCGACAAUGCACAGAAGAAGAGGUGGUCAAUAUGCCUCCUGUUUAAUUUAAUGUUUACUGUUCAGAAUUUGAUAAAUCUGUUCAUGAAGUUACAAAACAGAAAAUUAUGACUUUUAAUGUGUGACGAUUUUGUUUUACUGUCAUAUUUGCCUUGGCUACACCCCUCCUCACUGUAAAAAUAACUUAACUCUAGUUAGAGUAACUAAGAAGACUAGUCAAUUUACUGCCGAUCAAUCACUACCUUAAAAGUAGCUUUACUUGGUUUUUGU